AAGCACCUAAACGCAUCCGAAUGUGUUGUCAAUAUAAAUUACCCACAAAUCACUUGUAAAUAGUUUGUUUCAAUAACUUGUGUGUACAUUAAAAAGUGGUUCUGAACUAUAUUUCAGACAAAACAUGGCCACAGGAGAAUGUGUGAAAGUGAUAGUUCGUUGCAGGCCAAUGAACACAAGAGAAAAAGAUUUGAAAUGUGAAUGCGUUAUAAAAAUGGCAGCUGAAAGAGGCCAGUGUACGAUUGUGAAUCCAAAUGAUGCAAAAGCACCUCCAAAAAAUUUCACCUUUGAUGGAGCUUACUUCAUAGACUCAACAACUGAAAAUAUCUAUAAUGAGAUUGCAUACCCUUUGGUUGAGGGUGUAACAGAAGGUUACAACGGAACAAUAUUUGCAUAUGGCCAGACUGGAUGUGGGAAAUCUUUCUCAAUGCAGGGCAUUACUGAUCCACCAUCACAACGAGGCAUCAUUCCAAGAGCGUUUGACCACAUUUUUGAGACAGUGUCGCUUGCAGAGAAAACCAAGUUUCUCAUCCAUGCCUCAUACUGUGAGAUCUACAAUGAAGAAAUCCGGGACUUGCUUGGCAAGGACAUCAAAUGUAAACUAGAGCUGCAUGAACACCCAGAGAAAGGAGUCUAUGUCAAUGGUCUCUCCCAGCACACGGUGCACAAUGUGAUUGAAUGUAACAAGAUCAUGGAGAAGGGCUGGAAGAACCGCUCCACGGGAGCCACCUUGAUGAAUGCAGACUCUUCUCGCAGCCACUCCAUCUUCACCAUCAUGCUGGAGAUGAUGACACCCGAUGAAGAAGGGGAGGAGCAUAUACGAGCAGGGAAGCUAAACCUUGUAGAUUUGGCUGGGAGCGAAAGACAGGCAAAAACUGGUGCCACUGGCGACCGUUUGAAGGAGGCCACAAAGAUCAAUCUGUCCCUGUCAGCGCUGGGCAACGUGAUCUCUGCCCUUGUGGACGGCAAGUCUAAGCACAUCCCAUACCGAGACUCCAAGCUGACACGUCUUCUGCAGGACUCCCUUGGGGGCAACACUAAGACCCUUAUGGUUGCCUGUCUCUCCCCCGCAGAUAACAACUAUGACGAGACCCUCAGUACCCUCAGAUAUGCCAAUCGAGCCAAGAACAUCAAGAACAAGCCCAAGAUCAAUGAGGACCCUAAGGACGCAUUGUUGAGGCAGUACCAGGAGGAGAUUGAGAGACUCAAGGCCAUGCUCAUGGGUCAGAUCCCUGUACCAGAUGGCGGAUUCCAAGUGGGGAUGAUUGGGGAGUCUAGUCAGUCCCACAGCUCGCAGUCCAAUGAGGAUCAGGCUAGACUGCAGCUGGAGGAGGAAAAACAGAAAAUCAAAGAGGAGUACGACCUCAAGCUGUCCGAGAUGCAGGAACAGUAUGAGCAGGAGAAGGUGAGCAAGAAUAAACUGGAGCAGGACAUGAACAAGCUGAAGGCCUUCUACGACAACAAACUCAUCAACCUCAAUGUGCAGAUUGAAAAACUGCCCACAACCGCAGAAAAACGUAAUAUUGACCAUCAGCAAAUGCGUAUGAUGGCCUUCCAAAACUUCAUGGAAGCUUUCAAGAGUGCCAGUGACCCAAAUAAGGCCCUAAAGGGUUCAAGUAAAGAUGGUGAAACCUAUGGACGGAAGUCUAGUAUUACUCUAGCAACACCUGAAGGCUUGGAGAGUGCACAGAAUGGGGAAGCGGCAGACAAGGUGGCAGCAGUGUAUGCUGUCAAGAACCCAGAUGGAACUCCCAAAGUAGAUAGCCAGGGAAAGGUGGUGACCAAGAAAGAGGUGGUGACGCGUACUGAGUACCUGGAGAUGGAGCGUCAAGGGGAGAUCAUGGAGAGACCCAUGUCAGUGGCCGGGGAGUCGCUGCCCGCAGGACCGGAUGCUGAUGAUCUUCGGCUUCAAAGUGUUAGUAGUGACAUAUCUGAUGAGCAACGGAGCCUGGGUAGCCAGGCUUCCAUGACAACCAUUCAGAGCCUGAGGCCUAGCAGGCAGGCAGAAGAGACUGCCGUCCAGAUUCCCGACCAAGACAAGAAGGUCACCUUUGUUAAUGGGCAGAUGGUUAUGAGGCAGACACAGGCUUCAGGUGAUGAAAGUAUUAUCAUACGACCGACAACCGCAGGCAAGGUAAAGAGGGAAGCUGCCACCGCAGGAGAGGCAACCUACCCGGCGGGCUAUGGGACUCCUCCGUCCUCCCCCACCCACUCCAGCAUGCAGGAGCAGAUCAAGUUCCAGCAAAAUGAGGCUCUACGUAGGCUCCAGGAACUAGAGCAACAGAUGGUGGGUGGAGAGCAUAAGGACGACAAGGAGUACAAAGCUAAGAGGAUCAAGAGGAAGAAAAUAGCAGAUGAAAGGAAGAAAAAACUUAUUGAGGCCAAUGAACACAUGGAUGAUGAUGGGAUAAUGGUGGACAUUUACAACAGCAUCGGAGAAGAGCUGAAAGCUAAAAACAAAAUACUCGAAGAAGAAAAAGAUAAGGUUGCUUCACUAGAGCGGGACAUCUUGGACAUCCAGUCGGAGUUUGAGUUUGACCGCAUAGAUUACCUGGACACAAUCCGCAAGCAGGAGCGGCAGCUGAUGUUGCUCAACGACAUCAUUGAGCGGAUCCACCCAACCCUUCGCAAGGACUGCAACUACUCCAACUUGGAGCGAAUAAAGAUGCAGUGCAAGUGGGACGAAGAGGAAGGCAAGUGGGUCCUGCCACUGAUGAAGAUUGAGAAAACUGCAUUGCCUGUCACAGGUACAACGCUCCCAGGGGGCAUGGGAGGCAGUCGCAGUCCCAGAAUGCCCAACGGAGACCAUGAUGACUUUGAGGACAGAUUCAGAGAUAAAAUUAUGCGCACCCAGGACAAAUCUGGUCAGUAUUUCCAGACGAAGCGACCAAGUCAGCUAGUCUCAGAACCAUUGUCAAGAGUUGAUAUGACAGAAGUGAAGAAAAGCUACAACAUUCAGCCACAGGCUAUGUUGCCAGUGUCCAAUGGCCUCGGUCGCAACAGCCUGACCUCGAUGGACGAGCCUGUUAGCAACGGCCUGAAGGCUGCUCAGGUGCAUGGCCAGAUCAUGAACGAUGAGGGAAUGGUGCGCAAGCCUGGAAGACUGCAGGCCUUGGAUACCAGGGGCAAAAAGGAAAAGAAAAAGAAGAAGAAUGUGGAUUACUGAUGAUUGUUUUGUUUUUGUACUAGUGAUUUCCUGUAACUGACUAUCCUUCAUAUAAAAUAGACCUCUUUUUCCCUUGUUUAUUAGGACACGAUGUUAUAAGCUGUAAAUGGUUGACCCAGAUUGCAGGGGCAUCUAUACACUGACAUGCUUUUAGUGGAUUUUUCAUGCCCCCGGAUCGAAAGAUCGGGGGUAUAUUGUUUUUGGCCUGCCUGUCUGUCUGUCUGUCAUUGUGUCAGUCAGUGUGUGUCCCAAAACUUUAACCUUGGUUAAAGUUUUAUAACUUGCAAUAUUGAAGAUAGCAACUUCAUAUUUUGCAUGCAUGUGUAUCUCAUGGAGCUGCACAUUUUGAGUGGUUAAAAGUCAAGGUCAAGGUCAUCUUUCAAGGUCAAAGGUCAAAUAUCAUUGUAUUUUUUGUUCCUAAAACUUAAACCUUCGUUAAAGUUUGGUCAUAACUUUUUGAAUAUUAAAGAUAGCAACUUGAUAUUUGGCAUGCAUGUGUAUCUCAUGGAGCUGCACAUUUUGAGUGGCUAAAGGUCGAGGUCAUCAUUCAAGGUCAAAGGUCAAAUUUAUGGCUUCAAAGCGGCGCAAUAGGGGGCAUUGUGUUUCUGACAAACACAUCUCUUGUUUCUUUUUAAUGUUAUCCACAAAUUGAAAAGUUAAUUCUUGUCCUUUUUGUGUCACUUGGGUUUUAUAUAUUUCUUUUAUAUAAGUUUAAGAUAUUUAAGUAUGUAUUCGCAAAAAUCCUAUGAGUUCAAGUAUUUGACAUUAAUUUAAUAUAUAUAACUUAACAUCCCAUAUCAGCAGUUUUUAAAUAUCGUACAUGGAGAGUUUAUUCAAUAUUGCACCCAUCAUGAGAGUGCUAGUAGUUUUGCCCCUCGCGAGUGGGAAUAUAUAAAAAUUACAGCCUGAUCAGACAAAAGUGAUUCAAGAAAGCUCUGCCAAACAGGAAUUGUUUGUGUUAUUAUUUGUAUUUCAGAGAGAUUAUAUUUCAAAAUGUAUAUCUGUUAAAAUAGCAUUUGUCUAUCAUGCCAUUUCAUUUCAGAGGUGUUAUAAUGUUAUGUGUUAAAAUAGCACAUAUUUCAAUGAUGGCUAAGCUCAAUGACCAUGCAAUUGUCAAGAAUGAAGUUAAAAGUGAAGUAUUUUUAAAGGUACCUUUUCAAAGAUUUUGGCAGAUAUUGAAGUAAGUCAUUAAAUGCUUUAUAUUGAUAAAUGUAAACUCCAGUAAAAUAACAAGAACAAAAUUAAAGAAAGAAAAAAUAGUAACCCUCAACUGGGCUCGAACCACUGACCUCUGGAGUAAAAGUCUAUCGCAUAGACCACUCUGCCAUCUGUGCUCAUACAAUGAAUGAUGUAUUUAAUUUCUGUAUAUAAGCAAUCCUCAUAGUGUCAAAAAAUCUAACGACAACAACAGAACUCUCUAAAUUAUUCAAUCGUUAUGCCUUGCAUCGCUUUAUAAUUGUCAGGUUUUUAAAUCGUCAAAAGUUGAUAAAAUGGAUAUUUUAGAGCAUGGUAAAUGUUCAGUAUUACUGUUUCCUCACAAAUAGCAUAACUACAACGAAAAUUUGCGAAUCUGAAACAUUUUUUUAAAUUCUGUCAAUUUACCAAAACGUGAAAAGGUCCCUUUAAAUACAAUGAAGGUGCACUAUCUGGACAAGAGAACUGUUAUCAUUCAUAUGUCCCAUCAUGUAUCAUUUUGUGCAUGCAUAAUGAUGAUGUGCAUUUUUAUGUCCAUAUUAUUAAUAAUUGUUUUCUGUUAUUGAAUUAAAUAAUUGCGAAAACAAAACAUUCCAGAUUUAUGUGUAUUCUAAUGACUAGUCUAAAUUGUUUUAUUCUUAAGAGUUGAAAUGUAAUGCAAUCAUAGUAUUUAUUGUUUAAAAUAGUAACACAUUUCUGAUGUUCAUUAAUAAAUAACAUGGCAAUCAAUAGGUAUCAAUAUAUUGAUCACUUUCCCAUAUAAUUUAGUACAAGUAGUGGAAACAAAAUCAUGGCUGCUGUUGGUACUAUGAUUCUUCAUGUCAGUUAUUUUUAUUAUAAAAAUGUAAACAUAUGAAUGUCACAAAAUAAUUUCUUCUGCUGUCAAUUUUGCAUUAAUAACAUAGUGGUUAUGUUAAUCCUCACAAAUAAUUAAGUGAGUUUAUAUUUUCUCCUAAAUUAUAAUAAGUGAGCAUUCAUUAUAUAAAAGUGUUGCUAUGUUUGGAGCAAUUAUGGUCACUACUACAUUGUGUACACUAAAUGAUUUUCUUUCUAUUUGUUGAAAGUUUCAAAUCUACCAUGUUUGCCAGGUUGACCUUUAUAUGGCUAUAAGUGCUUUUGUGUAAUUUUCAAUGUUGCUACAUUGUUUUGUUGAUAAUAUUUAGUAGCCUUUUAUGAAGGUCACCAUACACUUUCCUUCUAGUUCCCCUAUUUGAAUCGUUUAAGUCAUUGUUUUUCAUUCAGCAUUUUAGAAAUAUGUUGGGUGCUCUCUAUAAGAAACAUUUGACGGUAAAGUGUUAAUUAUUGAGAUAAUAAUCAACAAUUUGAAAUUCCUUUCUGUAGGAAUUAAACCACACAAGUGAUAUUCAAAUUGGUUUUAUUACAAUCACCAGGACGCUAAACAGUUGGUUUUAACUGCAAUAACCAACACUUAUUAUUUUGAUUCUGCCACACAUUUAUAUAUCAUUUCUCUUCAUAAUAGUAAAACUAUUGUUAUAUCAAUUCUAACGAUUUUCAACCAAAAACAUACACACAUGCUUUUUGUGACAUCAACAUAACAAAUCAAUUCAAAAUGAUGUUUACUUCAUUCAUAAACACAUAGUAAAUGUGACGUUAUAUAUGAUCUUAAAUACUAUAAAAAAAUUAUUAUGUUUAUAAUGCAAAUUAGAUGUUAGAUUAACCAACCGUUUAUACUUUGAUGAACUCCGAUACAAAAAUUGUAUUAUUACUGUGUUUUUACUGUGCUGCAUAAUUCAGAUAUAAUUUGUAAAGUUUCUGUACAAUCUGCAUUCCAUAGAAAGCCAGUUGCGAUUUACAGUAGAAUUUUAAUUAAAUAUUUCCCAAUAAACUAGUUACUACAUUUUAUGUUGAACUAUAUUACCAAAACUACAUUGUUUUUUAUUUUGCAAUAUUUUGUUAUAAUUUACCUUUUUCAUUAUGUUUUAAAUCAUAAUAUAUUUAAAUACUUUACAUCAGCUGCUAUAAGCACAUAUCAUGUCUAUUGUUAUCCGUCCAACAGUAUUUUUCUACAUUUGGUUGUGCUUGACUCGGUGAUUUUGCAUGCUAUUUAUGUUUUGUUAUCAUAAAUAAAUUGAUGGUUUCCAGAAA
Dreissena polymorpha is the source of this 6466-nucleotide messenger RNA. Its product is annotated as kinesin-like protein KIF17. The transcript is spliced from 21 exons. Bases 125 to 3166 code for a protein of 1013 amino acids. Gene Ontology annotation, molecular function: microtubule binding; microtubule motor activity; ATP binding. The record is from RefSeq and is a predicted model, not a curated record. Gene Ontology annotation, biological process: microtubule-based movement. Lineage: Eukaryota; Metazoa; Mollusca; Bivalvia; Myida; Dreissenidae.